Messenger RNA from Herpailurus yagouaroundi (jaguarundi), 520 nucleotides. RefSeq names its product myosin-8-like. Lineage: Eukaryota; Metazoa; Chordata; Mammalia; Carnivora; Felidae. Gene Ontology annotation, cellular component: myosin complex. The transcript has 4 exons. The annotation marks the transcript as partial. The record is from RefSeq and is a predicted model, not a curated record.
GCUGAGCAGCUGGCCCUGAAGGGCGGGAAGAAGCAGAUCCAGAAACUGGAGGCCAGGGUACGCGAACUUGAAGGAGAAGUUGAAAGUGAACAGAAGCGCAAUGUUGAAACUGUCAAGAGUCUACGCAAACAUGAGAGAAGAGUAAAGGAACUCACUUACCAGACUGAGGAAGACCGCAAGAAUGUGCUCAGGCUCCAAGAUCUCGUGGACAAACUGCAAGCGAAGGUGAAAGCUUAUAAGAGACAAGCUGAGGAAGCGGAGGAACAAUCCAAUGUCAACCUCUCCAAAUUCCGCAAGCUCCAGCACGAGCUGGAGGAGGCCGAGGAACGCGCUGACAUUGCCGAGUCCCAGGUCAACAAGCUGCGGGUAAAGAGCCGGGAGGUCCACACGAAAAUCAUAAGUGAAGAGUAAUUCAACCAAAUGCUGAAAAGUGACCAAAGAAAUGCACAAAAUGUGAACAUCUUUGUCACUCUGUUUUCUACUCCGGAGUUUUGCAGAUAAAAAAUUUAUCCGCAAAUAA